UGGCUGGGGGAGACCACUGUGGCAGGGGAGAGGGAGAGGAGAGACAGGGAGGGAGGGAGGCUGGUGAAGCCGCGGAUAUUCAUAAAGACGCCAAGUGUUUUUUCUCUCGCCGUGGUGACACACUGCUAGUCUGCAGAGAGACAGAGGGAGACGGGGAAGAAGAGAGAAGGGGAAGGAGACGAAUGAAAGCAAGACGAGGCCCAGCCCAUCUUUCCAUUGAUCUUGAGGCGAUCAAGAAUAGGACAAGCUGAUACAGACUUGAGGAUGGAUCCCGGCGUAUCAAAACUGGAAUUUUGACAUCUGGACUUAACACUUCCCUUUGUGCAGAAUUUGGAUCUGACCGACCGCUCAGACAAUGGAAAACUGAUAUGAGACAGGAGACGCUUUCAAAUUCUCCCACAAACCGGAUUAUUGAUUGUUGAAAAGCUGCAUUCAUGUGGGAUCAGGUUUACAACUGGGGAAUGUCAUGCGAACAAAACUCCAAGUCGGAUAAACAUUGUAGAAAACUUGGGGAAAGGUUUUCUUCAGGAGUGACAUCAUGAACUCUGACCAGGAUAUCCCAUUGGCUUGUACGGCCAAAGCAAGGCGACAUGCAGACGGGCUUAUUUUUUCCCAGGAACUCGUAAGCUUACACUAAAAUGGACUAACUUUUUUCUUCCAGCUUUUUUUGCUUGAGAUCAAAACAAAGGUCAUCCACCUCAGACUGAACUGGAGCCUCUUUGGGGGCACAUAAAUGCACCUUUAACAGCAGGUUGGACGCCCAGUUUCAGCCAUCUGAAGACUGAGGUGCGGACAGAGCGAGAGCAAGGGGGCGGUUGGCUGGCUGAGUCAGCUCCAAUGGGGGCCGGUUGUGACCCGGUCUGACCCCGGUUUGACCUUGCAGUGACCUCUGACCUCUCCGGUCCUGGCUCUCCACCUGCUCUGCUGCCUGGGUUCGGGAACGCUCCGCCCUGGGGCCCAGAACGACCCAAUCAGAAUGAAGAAGAGCCGCAGCGUGCUGUCUGUGACUGGAGAAGAGGGCAACGACACAGAUAUAACAGGUGCUGGGGAGAAGGCGGAGUCAUCUCGCUACAGCCGAUCUUAUACGUCCGGGGCCACGCUGGGGUCUGAGCUACGCAGAGGGAGGAGCAGAAGACUCUCGUCUAGUCUUCAGGUACCCUGCUGGCUCCGCCCUCGAGACCGCACUCGUUCACCAGAGGUCCUGAACAAUGUGUCGCGUCCAACAACUCUUCCCCUCCGCAUCCCGCCCCGCAUCUCCAUCACACAAGCAGACACUGACAGUUAUGAAGCAGAAAAUGGCGUGUCACCAGGUCACACCCCGCUGGGUUCGCAGAGUCCAGGCCUCACCCUGCACACAUCCUUUCCCCAGGGCCAGAGAAGAGAGUCUUUCCUCUACCGCUCUGACUCGGACUAUGACAUGUCGCCCAAGACGGUCUCGCGUAACUCCUCCCUUGCCAGCGAAGGACACACAGCAGAAGACUUCAUUGUCACACCUUUUGCUCAAGUACUGGCCAGUCUGCGAUCAGUACGGAGCAACUUCACCAUUCUUGCCAACGUCUCCACACCAACAGUCAAGAGGUCUCCUCUGGGUGGAGUGUGCAUCAGUCCCAGGGCGUCAUUAUCAGACCAGCAGUACCAGCAGCUCGCCCUGGAUACGCUGGAGGAGUUGGACUGGUGCUUGGACCAGCUGGAGACUAUUCAGACGCAUCGCUCUGUCAGUGAAAUGGCCUCCACCAAGUUUAAGAGGAUGCUGAACAGAGAGCUGUCCCACCUGUCAGAGAUGAGUCGCUCUGGUAACCAGGUGUCUGAAUACAUCUCCAGCACCUUCAUGGACAAGCAGAACGAGGUGGAAAUCCCAUCUCCUACUCUAAAAGACAAACCUAUGAGUCACAUCAGUGGAGUAAGGAAACUGUCUCACAGCUCCAGCCUCUCCAGCACCUCGAUGCCUCGCUUCGGUGUCAACACAGACCACGAGGAUGAGCUUGCCAAGGAGUUGGAGGAUUUGGAUAAGUGGAGUUUUAACAUAUUCAGAGUAGCAGAAUUCUCCAACAACAGACCUCUCAGCUGCAUCAUGUACGCCAUCUUCCAGGAACGAGAGCUGCUGAAGACGUUUCGUAUCCCAGUCGACACCUUUGUCACUUAUGUAAUGACCCUGGAGGACCAUUACCAUGGAAACGUAGCAUACCACAACAGCCUCCAUGCUGCAGAUGUCACCCAGUCCACACAUGUCCUCCUCUCCACACCUGCUCUUGAUGCUGUCUUCACCGACCUGGAGAUCCUCGCUGCUCUUUUCGCUGCAGCGAUCCACGAUGUAGACCACCCUGGAGUUUCCAAUCAGUUCCUCAUUAACACCAACUCGGAGCUGGCCCUCAUGUACAACGAUGAGUCAGUUUUAGAAAACCACCACCUCGCUGUGGGAUUCAAACUCCUGCACCAGGAAAACUGUGACAUCUUCCAGAACCUCACCAAGCGGCAGCGCCAGAGUCUUCGCAAGCUCGUCAUCGAUAUGGUGUUGGCCACAGAUAUGUCCAAACACAUGACCCUCCUGGCUGACCUGAAGACCAUGGUGGAGACCAAGAAGGUGACCAGCUCCGGUGUGCUGCUUCUGGAUCACUACACAGAGAGGAUACAGGUGCUGAGGAACAUGGUGCACUGUGCAGACCUGAGCAACCCCACCAAGACGUUGCCGUUAUACCGACAGUGGACGGAGAGGAUAAUGGAGGAAUUCUUUCGACAGGGUGACAAAGAGCGGGAGAGAGGGAUGGAGAUCAGCGCCAUGUGUGACAAACACACCGCUUCAGUGGAGAAGAGUCAGGUGGGUUUCAUCGACUACAUCGUCCACCCGCUGUGGGAGACGUGGGCCGACCUCGUUCACCCAGAUGCCCAGGAGCUGCUGGACACGCUGGAGGAGAACAGGGAGUGGUAUCUUAACACCAUGCCGCAGUCUCCCUCGCCUCCCCCGGACAGACACCUACAGCACGACCGCUUCCAGUUUGAACUCACCCUGGAGGACCUGGAGCACAACAACCACAACCACAUAAACAUGAGAAACAGCGGCCACAAAGCGAUAUGCAACGACAGCGGCGAAGACCAAACGCAGGACGGCCCGGCAGAGCCCGGAGACGAGGAGCAGAACCACGUAGAACCUGAGAAAGAAGAUGAGGAGAAUCACAACAGCGAACACAACGGAGUCCAAGAUGAAGAGGAGGAGGAAACUAGAGAAGGAGAGGGAGAAGAAGAGGAGGUGAAGGAGAAUGCAGAGGAGGUGGAGGAGGAACAAGGAGAGGACCAAGUAGAAGAAGAAGAAGAAGAGGAGACUAAAGAAGAGGAGGAAGAGAAUGAGAAAAAUGAAGGAGAACAAGAGCAGGAAGACGAAAAGGAAGAAGAGGAAGGAGCAGAAAAUGAGGAAAAGGAAGCAAUAGAAGGAGAAGAGGAAGUGGAAAACGAGGAGGCAGAAGUGGAGGAAAAUGUGGAAAAAGAGGACGAAGAGAUGGAGGAGAAAGAAGAAGAGGUGGAGGAAAAUGUGGAAAAAGAGGACGAAGAGAUGGAGGAGAAAGAAGAAGAGGAGGCAGGAGAGGUGGAGGAAAAUGUAGAAGAGGAUGGCGAGAAAGUGGAGGAGGAAGAGGAGGCAGAAGUGCGAGAUAAAGCUGAAGAGGAGGAGGAAGAGGUUGGGGAAACAGAAGAUGUAGGAGAGGAGGAGGAGAAAGGAGAGUUGGAAGAAGCAGAAGAGGAGGAGGAGGAAGUGCCAGUUGAGGAUGAAACUGGACAGGAGGAUGAAGAAGUGAAAGAGGAAGAAGAAAGUUAGUUAUGUGUAAAAACAUUCAAAAGGGUCCGUGAGGAAAGAUUAAAGAGAGAUGAAUUUUCGGGCCAGAAAGGCUUCGACUGUUGUUGAUGACGAUAAAGAGCUGAAGACGCACCCUUCUCGCUCUGACCACUUUAUCAUGUGACCCGCUCAGCUGAAGGCCAGCGUCAAACAUCACAGCUCACAGAGAAACAUCAAAGACGGACAGUACAGCACCGGACUCAAAGACUAAACCUGGCCGGAGCGUAACGCCUUCCCGAACAGCCAGAUUGCUGCAACUGGUAGUGAUAGAAAGACCGGAGUCUUCAUCACCGAGUAUCUGUACAUCCAUCACUGCCGUAGGGGGAUAAUAAAAAAAAAAGGGGGGGAAACCUGUUUUAUCGACCUUUUGUAGCUCCUGAAAAUCUAACCUGAAAUACGUACAUGCAAAUAAGUGCUACCCAUCAUCUCUCUGUCACCGUCUCCGUCUCACUUAUGAGGAAGAUCCCACCACACACCGACCAACUGUUAAAAGAAUGUCAACACUUCCUCCGUUUGUCAGAAAAGAUAAAAAAACAAAAAAAGUUUGGAAAGUGUAGUCUGUUGUCUUAUAUUUACUACAAAAACUUUCCACUUGUGAACAGGAUGCGGUGAACACACCUUUUUUGGGGGGGGCUCUGGUGUAGGAACAGUUUAACCUCCUCACAUACUAACCUUAAAACAAACAAUGCUGGAUGUGUGAAUACUAUCUGGAUACAAGGUGGAAACAUUUACAGUCCAGCUCAAAAAGGCUGACCUGUUGUACGUGUCGAUGUCGGUUCAUGUUUGGAAAUAAUAAUAAUAAUAAUUUUUAAAAAGUAUUCAUCCCUUGACAACACUUUUGCCUCUCCUCUCUCAGACUGUGAGUUUGAUUCCCGGGUGAAUCGUGCCAAACUGUCCCACAACCAGCACUGAGCAAUUCAGCCGUCCUCUUAAUGAGGCGGCGACUCGUCUGUGAAGCAAUGAACUGUGGGACCAGGGUAACGGGUGUGAUGGUCUUCCACAAAUCCCAUUUUUCUUUUUUGGUUUUGUUUUUGUAAAAAAAAAAAAAGGUAUUUGGCACUUUAUCUAACACCCCUGUUACAUAUAUGUACAUAAUAAACAUGUAUUUUAUUUCUGCUGAUGUCAUAUAAUAAAUAUGAUCAAUGAAGUUGAAGAUUGGUGUUUCCAGUUGCUAAUUAACAAGGAAAGCAGAGCUGCAUCUUUAGCUGAUCAUCACACAGCAGACAGCUAGGAUAAUCGGUUAGUCCACUGGUUCUCAAACUAUGGUACGUGUGUCACUGGUGGUACGCAGAGGAAUAUGAGCCUACUCUGUAGUCAUGUUCAUGCAUGUAACAUGUUCAUGCAUCCAUGAUCAGUUGCGAGCUAAAAAUGUGAUGUAAAGGCAGUAAGUGCAGGUAAAAUUAAAUACUGCAAUCGUGGCUCCAAACGGGAAAUAUUAGGAGAAGAAG
Messenger RNA from Larimichthys crocea (large yellow croaker), 5271 nucleotides. Its product is annotated as cAMP-specific 3',5'-cyclic phosphodiesterase 4B-like. Gene Ontology annotation, biological process: signal transduction. The coding region runs from base 977 to 3805 and encodes 942 amino acids. Gene Ontology annotation, molecular function: 3',5'-cyclic-nucleotide phosphodiesterase activity. The record is from RefSeq and is a predicted model, not a curated record. NCBI's taxonomy places the organism in Eukaryota, Metazoa, Chordata, Actinopteri, Sciaenidae. The transcript is spliced from 18 exons.